AUGCCCUCUAUCAAAAAACAAGAGAAUUCCAGCACUGGUGGUGGUGGUUGGUUUUCAAGUUGGUUCUUCUCCAAUACAGCCAGUGAGGAUCAGGAUGACAGUCUGCCAUCCACAUCUGCAGCAGCAGGAGAGACAAAUUAUGCCAGAAAUCAGCACACACUUUCUUCACUGCGAUCUCAAAAAUCAUGCAACAAGCCAGCCACUGCACAGAACAGAAACAGUGCAGCUACACUUGUCCGCACGGAUACAGAGUCUUACCUGGAUGCACCAAAAUCAUCUCGAGAUCAAGCAAACGGAGUUUUGCGAAGAAAAGUAACUCGACGACUUCAACUCACCAACAACAAUCUUGUCAUUGAUUGCCCCAUCCCAGAUCGACUACUCGGUGCACUUACCUUUAACGACCAUGAUGAGUUUUCUCAGCUAAGAUACACUGCAGCAACAUGUGAACCCGAUGAAUUUGAAUCCAGAGGCUUCACAUUAAGGCCAAAGAUCUACAACCGAGAAACAGAGCUAUUCAUCGUCAUGACAAUGUACAACGAAGACGAGAUCCUGUUUACUCGUACCAUGCAUGGUGUGAUGAAGAACAUUGCUCAUUUGUGUAGCCUAAAGAAGAGCAGCAUGUGGGGUCCAGAAGGCUGGAAGAAAGUCGUUGUUUGUAUUGUCGCUGAUGGUAGACAGGUGGUGAACAAAAAAGUCCUGGAUGUACUGGCCUCCAUGGGUGUCUAUCAAGCCGGCAUUGCAAAGAAUGUAGUAGAUGACAAGCCUGUCAAGGCACACAUCUAUGAAUAUACCACGCAAAUCUCUAUUGAUUCCGACAUGAACAUCAAAGGAUCUGACAAGGGCAUUGUGCCAGUGCAAAUUAUGUUUUGUCUGAAAGAAAAGAACGCAAAAAAGAUCAACUCGCAUCGAUGGUUCUUUAAUGCGUUUGGUCCAGUCAUCAAGCCCAAUGUCUGCAUAUUGCUGGAUGUAGGCACACGCCCUGGCAAUAGCAGCAUUUAUCAGCUAUGGAAAGUGUUUCAUCGCAAUCCGUUGGUCGGCGGCGCCUGUGGUGAAAUCCGCGCCAUGCUGGGCACUGCCUGCUGCCAACUGCUCAACCCUCUCGUAGCAGCACAGAAUUUCGAAUACAAAAUGUCCAACAUUCUCGAUAAACCAUUGGAAAGUGUGUUUGGCUAUAUCAGUGUCUUACCGGGUGCCUUUUCAGCGUAUCGAUAUGCAGCACUGAAAAACGAUGUCAAUGGUCAUGGUCCUCUGGAAAAAUACUUUAUCGGCGAGGAUUUACAUAGCAACUUGCAAGGAAGCAGCCAAAGCAUCAAAAACACCGGCUUGUUUGAAGCCAACAUGUAUUUAGCUGAAGACAGAAUCCUUUGUUUCGAACUGGUGGCAAAAAAGGACGAGCGUUGGCUUUUGCAAUAUGUGGACAGCGCAUUUGGCGAGACAGACGUUCCUAGCCAGCUACCUGAAUUCAUCUCCCAAAGAAGACGAUGGCUGAACGGCUCUUUUUUCGCUGGUGUAUACGGGCUGAUUCAUUUUCGCAAGAUAUGGAACAGUGGUCAUGGCUUCAAUCGAACCCUACUGCUGAUGAUUGAAGGCAUUUACAAUGUCAUUAGCUUGGUUUUCAGCUGGUUCUCGGUGGGGAACUUUUACAUUGCAUUUUACUUUAUUACCAAGAGCCUGUCAGCUUCUAAUGUAGAUCCAUUCGGUAAUGGCUGGGGAAGCAGGAUAUUCGAUUUUUUCAAAUACGCGUAUGCAUUCCUGUUGUUUGUUAUAUUUAUCUGUUCUAUGGGAAAUCGCCCACAAGGCUCCAAGUUUCUCUUUAUGGCAUGCCUCGUUGGAUUUGCUAUCAUCAUGUGCUACAUGUUAUUCUGCUCAUCAUGGCUGAUUUACAAGGGAAUUCAACUCGCUGCUGAAAAGUACGACUGGACAUAUAACACCACCACCAACUUCCAAAUAGCCAUGAGUGAUCCUGGUUUGAGAAACAUGGUGAUUUCUCUCAGUUCAACCUGGGGAACCAAAGGUGAUAACUCAGUAGCUAAGGACUUAGGCGUGGUCAAAGUAUCCGAGAAAGAAAAAGGCGUCAAGACUGUAGAAAUCGAGCUACCUGCUGAUCAGCAUGAUAUCAAUUGUCAGUAUGAUGAGGCACUGUUUGCGCUUGAUGAAAAGCCCUCCAAAGAUAUGAGCUCAAGCGGAUCAUUAACAAAAGAUGAUUACUAUCGUUCUUUUAGAACACAUCUGGUGUUGGCAUGGAUUGCUUGCAAUGCCCUGCUAGUUGUUUUCAUUACAGCAUCCGACUACGAAUCCAUAUUUAACCCAUCUGUUGGUACAACCUAUAUGUCUAUCAUGCUCUGGGUGAAUUGCGGUCUAGGCAUAUUCAGAUUCCUGGGAUCCAUCAUGUUUCUAUUGCUUGGGAUAUUCACAUCUGGCUAA
Molecule: messenger RNA, 2424 nt
Organism: Mucor velutinosus
Lineage: Eukaryota; Fungi; Mucoromycota; Mucoromycetes; Mucorales; Mucoraceae
Exons: 6
Coding region: 1-2424 (807 amino acids)
Cellular component (GO): cell septum; cell periphery
Molecular function (GO): chitin synthase activity
Source: RefSeq, a predicted model, not a curated record